GAAAAAGGAGAAUUGUGAAGUUCGCGAAGCGAUCGCUAAAUUUAUCAUUUAUUGGUGUUACAAAGCUUGUGGGAUCCAUGUGAAAAUUGGAGCUUCUUUGGCUUAGUUUUGCCAUUCGGGUUUCUUUAGCUUGGUUGUAUAUUUUUCCGGCUCUGUUUUCUUUUCGCGUUGGCGGAGCUCUGUGUUUACCUAGCUGUUUCUUUCUGUCUUCGUGUAUUUCUUCGCACGUACCAAUCGUUUAUACCUAGUCGGGUGAUUGGACCCAUGUCCCGUGUAUCGUGAUGGCAGUACGUGACACCCUUGUACAUUUACUAGUGAAGCUCGGUGCCAACGAUACCGUAGUAGAUCCACCAGUCUCAUCAGACGUCGGUAUUGACGCCACUGAUCCUGAUACGACUACAAAUGUGAUAUCUCAAAUCACACCACGUGCAAUUGCCGGCAUCAUCUUGGCCAUAGCACUCAUUGUAAUUGGAUUUGCAGUGUUGGUGAGGGCGCUCUACCAGAAAGUAACUGCUAACAAGUACACAAGGGAAGAUAUCAGAUAUUCUGAGAUACUCAUAACAGAUGAUGCAGAUGAUGAUGACGAGUGACCUUUGACACGUCCCAUGCUCUUCA
Molecule: messenger RNA, 615 nt
Organism: Saccoglossus kowalevskii
Lineage: Eukaryota; Metazoa; Hemichordata; Enteropneusta; Harrimaniidae
Source: RefSeq, a predicted model, not a curated record